AUGUCAGUGAAAUUAUCAACACAGGUGCUUAGUAAUGCAAUGGCCUGUGGAAUCAAAUUUUACAGAGAACAUCAGAACAUUGAAUUAUUAAAAGAUAGUGAAGAAACACAAGAUUUUACAUCAAUUUUUAAUUCGUUGUUUGAUGCUUUAAAUCGUAAACAUCCAAAGGAAGGAAUAAGAAUCAACAGUCAAGAUUUUAAAGUUUUAGAAGAUACAUUGAGCUGGCUUGAUGAGUGGGAAAGUCAUUUUGAAAAAGGUAAUAUAACUCAGAAUGAAUUUUUAACAAGAAGUACAGCUGAAGGACUUCGCGUAACAAUCCGUUCCACUAUUGAUUUAACAAAUCAUUUGUUGAAGGACAUUGGUUUUAAGUAUGUUCUAACAAAUAAAAUGAACCAGGAUCGUAUAGAGCAAUUCUUUGGAACAGUGCGACAAGCAACCGGACCCAAUGAACAUCCCACAGCCCCAACUUUCCUUCAAGUGUAUAGGCUUCUUUCAGUUUAUUCAAUCUUAAGACCACCAAAAACUGGGAAUUGUGAAAUUUUGGAUUGUAGUUUACCUAAAGUAACAUUUAAUGACUUAAAAGAAGUGUUUAGCGAAGAGCAGUCAGAAAGAGAACAAAAAAUUAAGAAACUAAAAGAUAAGCUAGAUUACCUUGUAGAGGAAGGAAGUUGGGACCCAAUAGAUGAUAUUAUAUUGCAGGACCAUAAUUAUUGCAAUGAAAUAAAAUCAACAGUAAAGGAUUGCAUUAUUUAUUACAUUUGUGGUUAUGUCUGCCGACAAGUUUUAAAACGUACAAAAUGUGAUAAGUGUAUAUUUGCUUUAAAAGGUGCUGGUACGCAUCCUCAGGCUGCACUCACAGAAAUAAAAAGCAAAGGUUUUCUAAUACAUCCAAAUUAUUAUUUAUUUAAAUUAGUAACAGCAAUUGAAGAUGGAUUAAAUAAAUAUGUACAAGGAAUGGAUGUUUUCAACAGUACAAUUGAUUAUGUAUUAGAAAACCAUUCAGAUUUGCUAAACUUUCCUUGUCCACAACACAAAUCUGCCAUUUUGACAACCAUCUUCCAAAACUAUAUACUAAUGAGAAUGAAACAAUUUACAUUAACUCAUAACAGAGAGCUUAAACAAAAUAGUUCAAAAAAAAAAAAAUUAUCAAAGCUUCAAAAAACAUAA
Messenger RNA from Macrosiphum euphorbiae (potato aphid), 1167 nucleotides. Lineage: Eukaryota; Metazoa; Arthropoda; Insecta; Hemiptera; Aphididae. The record is from the annotation of a GenBank genome assembly.